Molecule: messenger RNA, 5151 nt
Organism: Labeo rohita (rohu)
Lineage: Eukaryota; Metazoa; Chordata; Actinopteri; Cypriniformes; Cyprinidae
Gene: eeig1b
Product: estrogen-induced osteoclastogenesis regulator 1b
Exons: 13
Coding region: 666-1862 (398 amino acids)
Source: RefSeq, a predicted model, not a curated record
GUUUGUGGUUCACCUUGACAACGCGAACGUUUGUUUUCUGCCUCCCUAGAAACCGCUGAUGGUACUUAUGGUUUUGCUGAAUCUCCAAAGCCAGUAUCACAACCUAAACAACAGCAAAGCUAAACAACGCGUCUGAACUCUGACUGUCUUGCUUUUUUAUAGUAAAGUCUGGAGUAGUACUGCUGCGUUCUUGUGGAUGUAACGGGAGUUCAGAACGCUCUCCGUAAACUGCUCGGCUGUAUUUAGGGAAAUCCACGCGUCCAUGGAGGCGGUGCUUACCGGAGUUCACUAAAGAGCUAGACAGUUUCAGUCCAGAGCAGUCAGUCUACCAUUGACUCAACGCUAAACAGUCGAUUUCGAUACGAUUAAAAUCUAGUUAGUAACUCUACUAUGUGUCGUUUUCUAAAUCGUUCCGUCCAGUGACUUCUCUCGGGCUGCCAUAUGAAAACUGUUCAUCGACUAGAGACUGUAGCCUUCUCACAGUGGUGCCCCUGUGUUGGUUUUAAGGUUCUGACUGUUUUUCAACCUCAGUCCUCUCAGAGAUGCUGAACCAAAGCACAUGCAUUGAGAAGGACUUCCAAGCACCAGAUUAAAAAAACUGCAAACAUCUCCCUGUCUUCAUCUACCUCUGUCUUCAAACAUCCAAAGUCCAGUCUCAAAAGAGUAUGGCGUUUUUAAUGAAAAAGAAGAAGUUCAAGUUUCAAAUACAGUUCACCCUGGAGGAGCUCACGGCUGUGCCGUUUGUGAACGGGAUGAUCUUCUGCAAAAUCAGACUGUUGGAUGGUGGAGACUUUUCCAUUUCUUCAUCCAGGCAGGAGGUUCAGGAAAACUGUGUUCGCUGGCGAAAGAAGUUCUCCUUUGUGUGCAAGAUGAGUGCCAGUCCUGCCACAGGGGUCCUGGAUCCCUGCAUUUGCCGAGUGUCUGUGCGUAAGGAACUUAAAGGUGGAAAGGCUUUUUCAAAGCUGGGCUUUGCUGACCUCAACUUGGCGGAGUUUGCUGGUUCAGGCUCCACUGUUCGCUGCUGUAUACUGGAGGGCUACGACACCAAGAACACUCGGCAGGACAACUCCAUACUCAAGGUUACCAUUGGCAUGACUCUUCUCUCUGGAGAUCCCUGCUUUAAAACGCCUGUGAGCACAGCUAAGACCAUUGCCAUGGCUGGGCAGGACCCCUCUCUGCAGCUGGACCGCAAGGGAGAGGGCACCGCCGACCACUCUGCACCUGUCCUCGGUGGCACCACUCGCCGAUCGGUCAAGAACAGAACCCCUGUGAACAACUCUGGAGGACUUCAGGAGGGAUUGGAGGAGAACCUGUCGAGUCCAGAUGAAGUGUUUCACACAGGACACUCUCGCAACUCUAGCUUUGCCAGCCAACAGAGCAAAAUCUCAGGUGGGACUCAGGGCACGAUCAAAAGAGCAUCAGGCUGCAGCACAGAGCACUCUCACUCCUCCAGCUUGACAGAUCUGUUCCAGCACCGGCGGAACACCUCCACCAGCAGCAGCAACACAUCAGGAGGGACGUCAACAACCAUCGAGAGCCCCGUAGAGCCGGAGAAAGAGGUGGUAAAACCAGAGAGACCCCCACGUCCCCCACGACCUGCUCUGCCCCCAAACAGACCCUCAAGGAGAAAGAAGGAUUCUGUGGAGAACCAUCCCACAUGGGUGGACGAUACACGCAUCGAUGCAGAUGAUAUUGUGGAGAAGAUUGUGCAGAGUCAGAACUUUGCGGAUGUCAGCAACAAUGAAGACAGCAAUUUAACACUGUUCAUCAGUAGGGAUGGUACCACAGCAUUAAGUGGCAUCCAGCUUGUCAACAGGGUGUCUGCGGGUGUUUUUGAACCGGUGGUGAUUGAGAGCCAUUAGAUCUCUGAGGCCACAGCAGUCACUCUCUCACAAAGCCACUGCCUUUAUUUUCAAGUGAUGGAGAGAGCGAGACAGGGACUGUAUGUCAGAAUGGGCACCUGACAUGACAACUUGCUCCUCUUAUGGAUCUGAAAUAUUACUCGCCUACUACAACCGUAACACCCUAAUCAUGCAUUACAUUUGCUGAAAAACGGUGGUGGGUACGUUCAUGUAACGUUUGUUGUUCUGUGAUUAAGAACUAAUUAAUCAUAAAUAUUUUACAACGAAUUCUAAGAAUACAAACUACUUGAAAUGCCUUAAAAAAUGAGGCAAGAUGGGAGCUUCAGUCUAACACUGUGAAAUACGAGAGCAGUCCAAAGGAUUUAGAUAGAAAGUUCCAUGUUAUAUGAAAAUUUUAGUAGCUUUUCAGAUAUUAUUUAAAGUCUUAUAUUAAAUCCUAUUGCAUACAAACCACUGAAAUCCACACGGCCUACAUUCUAAUAAUACAGUUUAGUCAGUAACCAGCCCAUUCGCCUGUGAUAAACAUGGAUUAAUAUACAAGAAAUCACGUAUGGCUGGCCAUACAAAUUUCACAGCUCAUUCCCCCAUAUAACCACUUUCAGUAUCUCAACACUUGUGCUUGUUUCUAAGAGAUGGACAGUAGUUUGCUUACAUAUGUUCCAGCUGGACUGGUAAACAUGAAACAUGAAAAUAUACCAUACUGCCCUCCUCUCUUUUUCUUUCUCUUUCGGUAAAAUUCCCAGUGCAUUUCUAACUUUGUCUGUAUUUCAGUUUCACUAUUCAAAUCUUUCACUUUGCUGCUGGUCACAGCUUUGAAUAUUCAUGUGACUAUGAGUUUUGGCUCUGACAGCAUUGCGGUGGACACAACACAACAGGACAGCCAAGCCAUGUGUAGCAUUAUUACCUCACUAGGGUCUUGGCAGUAUCAAAAUGUCAUGGCCCAGUGAGAUCCUACAUUGUGCAGCUAAAAUAUUAAGAGAAAUUGAUUCUGAGAAUCCUUGUUGUGAGACACCGCUGAAUAAUUGCAUUGUUUGUAGAGCUAGAUCAGAGGCAGUGACUCAUAGUCACACGUCUGUCCUUGGCAGUCGGCCGCCUCCGUGUUUCUGACCAGCACCUGGUGUGCAAUAGGAAACAGCGUACAAUAGGCGUGACAGUGAAUCGGAGAACGGAAAGCCCAGUUUUCUGUGUCUCUGUCGUGUACUGCUUGUUUGUCAUCUAAUUAGCUAUUCAUGAUUUUAGUCAUGGAGAUGAAUCUUUCUCAGUUGAUCUGAGAGCAUUUACCGCAUUAAAAACUGACAUUGUGAGUUUUACUCUUUUUUUUUUUUUUUUUUCAGUCAGUUGAGAGAAAUGUGCAAUGUGGGCAUUUUGUUUUGCAGAAGCCCAUUUUAAAGUUCUUUCAGGGAAUUUAGCCCUAAAAUAUUUCACCUAUCCAGUGACGUUUAAACAGAAUCACUGUUGACUUGCAUCCUAGAGAGGUGAGGGUUAGUUACAUUUGUGUUUUAAGUGUUUUAAACUCAUUAAAUAACUAAAAAACGAGUCUGUGGCAUGAUUCAGCUGCUUCGAUGCAGGAUUCUCACUCCUGGAAAUUGUAAAGUAACACUAACUUUUAAAGGGCAAAAUACAUAGUAUGAUAGUUAUACGGCCUGAUAAAGCCUAGUGUUCUGGAUGUUUCUGCUUAGCUAGUAUAAAGGGAUUCUCUGAAGACACUGAAAAACGUAUCUAAUUGUUUUCGUUGUUUACUCUUUGUACUUGUCAUCUACUCUUACACUCAAAAAAAGCUAUUAGCAACUAAGAACAAUAACUCUAUCCUGUCUUGUAUUUUUCGAGCCAGCGGGCUGGUUCAUUGGAAUCUCUCUUUGGGGGAUUUUUACCCUCAGCCUUGAUGUCAAAUAAUUCUGUAAUGUCUAACAGUUAUGGUGAAAUGAUUACCAUCUGUGGUUGUUGUUCUUUCUUUUUCUCUUACAAACACUUUUGUAAUGUUUUUAGUCAUAAUUGACUGUAAUCUGUGAUUUUUCUAAUGCAGAAGAGUAGAUGCAUACUGUACAGAUAUACAUGUGUACUUGAUUUAAGAUGCUGUUGCAGGGAGCAGACUGGGGUCUAUAUGCAAAAGUUGGAAGUAAAGGGGGAUGAUGUCAUUUAUAGUUUUUGUACAUUUCAGUAAUCUGGAGCUGUUGUUCACUUUAAAAAAAUCUGAUUUUUUUUUUAAUCAGUGCACACAUUCAUUUAUUUAAACUGUUAUAUUUAUAUUUUAAUAUUUUAAAGAAAAUAAUUAAAAGUACAAAAUAAAAUCCAACAUUUAAGUUUUUAAACAGUAAGAAGUCUCUUCUGCUCACCAAGCCUGCAUUUUUUGAAUCCAAAGUACAGGAGAAACAGUAAAAUUUUGAAAUAUUUUUUACUAUUUAAAAUAACUGUUUUCUAUUUGAAUAUAUUUUAAAAUGUCAUUUAUUCCUGUGAUUUCAAAGCUGAAUUUUUAGCGUUGUUACUCCAGUCACAUGAUCCUUCAGAAAUCAUUCUAAUAUUCUGAUUUGCUGAUUCUGAUUAUUAUUAUGUUGAAAACAGCUGAGCAGAGUUUUUUCAGGUUUCUUUGAUGAAUAGAAAGCUCAGGAGAACAGCAUUUAUCUGAAACAGAAAUCUUUUGUAACAUUAUAAAUGUCUUUAUCAUCACUUUUAAUCAAUUUAAAGCAUCCUUGCUAAAUAAAAGUAAAAAUUUCUAUCAUUUUCAAAAAAAAAACAAAAAAAAACUCCAAGCUUUUGAAUGGUAUUGUGUAUAAUGUUACAAAUCUUUUUAUUUCAGAUAAAUGCUGAUCUUUGGAUUUUUCUAUUCAUAAAAUAAUCCUGAAAAAAAUGUACUCAGCUGUUUUAAAUAUUGACAACAAUAAUAAUAAUAAAUAAUAAUAAAAUUAGCAUAUUAGAAUGAUUUCUGAAGGAUCAUGUGACACUGAAGACUGGAGUAAUGAUGCAGAAAAUUUAGCUUUGAUUACAGGAAUUAAAUACAAUUUAAAAUAUAUUUAAAUAUAAAAUUUUCUAAAUUUAGCUGUUUUUGCUGUACUUUGGAUCAAAUAAAUGCAGGCUUGGUGAGCAGAAGAGCCUUCUUUAAAAAAAUAAAAAAUCCUACUGUUCAAAAACUUUUGAUAUACACAUACAUACAUACACACACACACACACACACACACACAUAUAUAUAUAUAUAUACUUAUUUAUAUGUAAAUCUAAGGAUCUAACUGUACUGAGUGGCACAGGCUCCAGAAUACUGAAACCUCAGAUGAUAUGUACGUAAAGUUCACUACAA